AUGACCACCGGUCCGCGCGCCGGCGCCCUGGACGCUGCCGGCGCCCAGGCCACCGUUUCCACGCUCAACUAUGCCCUGGGCACACGACACAUCAAGUCCUGGAUGACCGCGCCCGCCAAUCCACCCGCCCCCGCCCCGUCCGCCCGCCCCGCCAUGUCUGCGUCGUCCUUUGUCCAGAGAAGCGUCGGUCCCAGCAAGCGCCCCUCGCCCCACGUCAACGACCACCGAUACCCGACAGACACUGCCAACCCUGCCAGCCCUGCCAACCCUGCCAGCCCUACCAACCCUGCCAGCCCUGCCAGCCCUACCAACCCUACCAACCCUGCCAGCCCUGCCAGCCCUACCAACCCUACCAACCCUGCCAGCCCUCCCAGCCCUGCCAAUCCUGCCCACGCGCCCUCCGUCGAGCGCCUACCGUCUUCCAAUUCGACCUCGCCCCAGCUCGCCAACAGCAUCACCGCCCAUGACCGCAACCACACCCCUCGCAAUGCACACACCACCGUCUUCCCCUCGCCCACGCCGAGCGAGGAAGACACGCCUCACCGUCCAGACCCUCCCACACACCCCCUGGCCGCCCCGAAGCGCCCACCCGCUCGAGACGCUUCCACGCGGGAGAAGAGACCACGCCUUGACAGCGCCCUCCAACUGACCACACCACAACAUCCAUCUCAGUCUCCACACCUCCCACCACCUCCUUCGGCACCACACACCGAGCGUGCAAAUCUUCCCUCGGCUCAGACAUCGCCUCGUACCCCGCCUUACAGCCAACCUUCGACUCGACAGAUGGCGUCGCCACAGCGAGUCCCAGCUGCCCAGCAACGGGGCCGUCCUCCAAGCUCGACCACCAAUCCGUCCACACUCCAAACCCACCCUCUCUGGGACCCACACCCCGGCCAAAUCCACACCAACCCUCCAUCCAACUCGCGGUCCUUCGGAAACGCACCUGGUCACAGCGUAGUCUCCUCACAACGGCGUGCGUCAGAUCAUGGUGGUUGGUAUUCGCGCCAGCAUUGCACACAAACGCUUGCCGCCUUCAAAUCAACGUACCCUGUCCACCACCCUCGUGAUGCCCAACGAAUGCAGCUGCUGGAAGAAGCCAUCAACGUGCAGGAUUGGGCCUACGUGACGCUGCAUCAGUACUAUUGUCUACUGACUCGUUCGCCCCAGUCGUUGCCUCCAGAGCUGCGGUCUAACAAGAGUUGGACUACAGCCUAUGGCUUGAUGCGAGAAGUACUCCUCGAAAACGCCUUCCUCUCAGCCCCAGUCAUGGACUUUUUCUGCUCCUUUCCAUUCCCCCUCCAUCACAUGGCGGCUACAUGGCCAACCAAUUUUAAACGUGCCGAGCACGCCUUUGCCAUGUUUGUCACCUACUUGCCCAGGGCCGUCCAACUCAAGUCUGCGAGUGAGAGGCGGAGGAUCCCGCCUAGUCCGUGUGAGUUGGCUGGCUGUUUCCUGGCUUCCAUCGUCUUCCAGCGCCUCCUUCUCAGGCACAUUAUCCGUACCCUUUGGGCACCCUACCCGGACUUGCCAGUGAAGCGCCAAUUCGAGCAUCGCCUCGUGCAGGCUUGGGAAUCCCUUUCCUUGUCUUUCCAACAGCCAAGACCGAGCAGACAAGUCCACGGUCGUGAGCAGGCGGAGAACGAAUUGCAAGCCUGGACCUUUACCUACACCCAGCACUCCAACUCAUUCGAGGCCGCCAUGCGCGGUCAAGGCUUCCAGCAACUUGGCCCGCUCUCCCCUCCCGUCGUACGUCGGCAACAACCACAAGCCGGCAACACACCCUCGGAAGACACGACUACGUCGCGCCGCCGUCAGCAACCACAAGCCGGCAACACACCCUCGGAAGACAUGACUACGUCGCGCCGCCGUCAGCAGCAGCCACCCCAGCCGUCCCAGCCCGGUACAACAUCACAGAUGCGCCCGUCUCUACCUUCGCGCCAAACGACUACGCGAUUGCUUCCCCGCCCUGGCCUGGUACGCCCGCAGCAACGCGUGCCAAACCCAUCCCGUUUCGGUCUUCACCAGGCUCACCUUCGUAGUCCAGUCAUGAGCGCUGCGAAUCUCUCUUCAGCAGCCUACUCCUUUUGGCAGGGAUUCGUCUGCAAGCCACAACGACUCUUCCAUCCGAACACCAGGACGGAGAAGCUGACCUUUACUUUUUCCGCAAAGGAGAUGGAGUUUGUUGCCACCACGCUUGCGGGCGCUCCAGGCGCUCCCGAACGAAGAGCAGUGGGCCCAAACCACAAAACGAUCCGACUGCGGUGCGUCAAAUGGCCUUCUCAUGAGCCACCGAAUGACUCUGCGUGGGCUGUGGCCGAGACUAGUUGGAUUCCUUAUUCGUACUUUACCUUCAACCAGUCAUCUCUGCAGCUUCGAAAGAAGCUCCACCAUGGAAGAGACCUUCCCGUCGACCUUACAGGUCUCGUGCGAAGAGGAGAGAAUACGCUGGAAAUAUCGGUCAUGAGUGAUGCAGACGACACAACGCACCGCAACUACCUGGUGGCUGUCGAAUUCCUGGGCGUCACGACACAAGCGACCAUCAAGAAGCGCUGCCACGACAAUCGCAUACCAGCCGAGAAGACGGUCGCCGACAUCAAACGAAAACUGUCUCUCGGCGGCACCGACGACGAUGACAUUGCCAUUGUGGAAAGCACGCUCACCAUCAACCUUCGUGAUCCCUUCAGCGCGUCCGAAAUCUGCGACACACCGGCACGAAGUAGAGCUUGUCUGCACAAUGAGUGCUUCGACCUCGAUACCUUCCUCGCGACACGCCCAAGAAAAGGCAACGUGUCUGCACCUGACCAGUGGCGGUGUCCCAUCUGCAAAGCAGACGCACGACCGACCGUUUUGGUCGUCGAUGAGUUCCUUAUCGAGGUACGCGAGCAUCUCGAGAGAAGAGGUCUGUUGGAGACAAGAGCCAUUGUCCUGGACAAGGACGGGUCGUGGAUGCCAAAAGCCGAAGAGCGCGAUCCAAACGGUGUGCAGGACCACGAUACACCCGAGCCGGACGCAGCGUAUGCGACAUGGUCAGCAACAAGGCCCAAGCUAUCCGUCACCCAUGAGGUUAUUGAUCUCGACAGCGACUGA
Ascochyta rabiei is the source of this 3087-nucleotide messenger RNA. RefSeq lists its product as uncharacterized. The record is from RefSeq and is a predicted model, not a curated record. Gene Ontology annotation, biological process: protein sumoylation. The transcript has a single exon. Gene Ontology annotation, molecular function: SUMO ligase activity; zinc ion binding. NCBI's taxonomy places the organism in Eukaryota, Fungi, Ascomycota, Dothideomycetes, Pleosporales, Didymellaceae. Bases 1 to 3087 code for a protein of 1028 amino acids.